Molecule: messenger RNA, 1626 nt
Organism: Aspergillus novofumigatus IBT 16806
Lineage: Eukaryota; Fungi; Ascomycota; Eurotiomycetes; Eurotiales; Aspergillaceae
Product: Zn(II)2Cys6 transcription factor
Exons: 3
Coding region: 1-1626 (541 amino acids)
Biological process (GO): positive regulation of transcription by RNA polymerase II
Cellular component (GO): nucleus
Molecular function (GO): DNA-binding transcription factor activity, RNA polymerase II-specific; zinc ion binding; transcription cis-regulatory region binding
Source: RefSeq, a predicted model, not a curated record
AUGUUCAGCGACCGGUCUGUUCGCUCCAUUAAAUCAAAGGAAAAAUGUUACACAUGCCGACGGCAACGGAUUGUGUGUGAUGCUGGGAAGCCAUCCUGUAUGCGAUGCACAUCCCGAGGAGUCGAAUGUCUGGGAUACUCGGCUACACCUAUUCGCUGGGUAGCGCCUAUAUCAACUCUUUCUUCGGAAACACCAAGACCCUCGGACAUUCGCCCUGUCAAAAGCCAGGAAAGGAGAAAACGAGGACGACCGAAGCUAUUCCUCAUGCAGGCAGCGCCUCAGUCCUCCAGAUUUGGAUCAGAUCCACAUCGAUCUGAUGAAGAUCUCGAAUCGGAGAAAGGUACGCAUACUGGAAGUACCAGCAGGACUGCAGCCGUACUAGCGAGCACUAACCUAAUUGCUGCGGUCUGUCAGCAGGCGUGCUGGUCUUUCGCUCGAGAUCAAAUCCAAAAAUCCCUUGUCAACGACCACGUCUGUCCGGACUUGGUCAUUGUAGAUUCUCCUAUGAAUCCACACCGGAUGAAUCUCGACAUACUCCCCUAUGUCCCCGAUUUCUUUCUCAGUCUUUUGAUUUCUGUCUCUGCAAUUCAUCAAGUGAUCCAGUCGCAGCCCAAUUGGCAUCUAAUCACGCUCAAUCGAUCUCAGGCCUUACGCGAUAAGCACCGUGGCGAACUGGAGCCUCUCCAAUUGCUUCGCCAUCCCUUAAGCUCUCUAAUCUACAAGCACCGAUCACGGUCGUUACGAGGAUUGAACCAGUAUUUGUCCGAAGCAGGAGCAGAGGGGCCAGAUCUGGUCUUCCAUACUGUUACUGUCAUGCUCCUGUCCGAGGUGUGCAACGUCUCUGUUUUCAAACUACACUCCGACGGGCUGGAAAAAGGGUUUCCGUGCCCCGAUGAGCUCUUGGCAUGUAUCAUCCAUACGAACAACCUCAGGUUUAUCCAACAUCACCAUCCCUUUGAUGACAUGGCGCACGUGGACAAUGCUAUUCUAGACCUGGUUCGCACCAUCAUCACAUUCUCUGCCACGGCUUGGGCCGAACGGGCCUUCGAAUCCUACAACGAGAGACUGGAAGAACGCGUUGACAGACAGCGGCCGCGAAAGCGAUUGGACCUUGUUCCGCAGCCAAUUGAAGGCGAAGGCUGGGCGGAUCUUGCGUCUGCAUUCCAGGCGGCGACCUUGCUCUACUGCCUCAGAGCAUUAGUCCUCAAUCAUGGAAAAGAGAACAUCCUUCACGAGUUGUUGGGCAACCUUUAUGAAGGCCUCAUCCCGGACGUCCAGUGCCUUGCCAGCGUGACCCUGAGCAACCUUCUCUGCAUGCUUCAUCCUCUGAUGGACCGACCGCUCCAAAAAGGCAGGUCAAUGGGCCGCUUCAUGUUCUGGCCUGUUUUGAUGGCGGGACUAGAAAGCGCCUGCAGUUUCGAGGCGUUAUCUGAGAGGCCAUUCAUUGUAAGCUCUUUGCAGGAGCUUUGUCGAUGUCUCGGCGAUAUGAGCGCCCUUGAUGCAGCAGUGUUUCUCCAGUGGGCAUGGAACCUAGAUGAGGAAAGUUAUACAGGGAAUAUGCAAAGAGUGCGCACUUGGGACGACGUUUUUGAGGGAGUGGGUGUCCAUGGUGUUUUCUUUUUCUGA